UGCGAGGUGAUAAGUUGAAGAAACAUGGCGACGUCUAAUUUGUUAAAGAACAAGGGGUCCCUGCAGUUUGAGGACAAGUGGGAUCUGAUGCGGCCCAUCGUUCUCAAGCUGCUCAGACAGGAGGCCGUCACCAAGCAACAGUGGUUCGACUUGUUCUCAGAUGUCCAUGCUGUGUGUCUAUGGGAUGAUAAAGGACCAGCUAAAAUCCAUCAAGCCCUCAAAGAGGACAUCCUAGACUUCAUCAAACAAGCACAGGCUCGGGUGCUGAGCCACCAGGACGACACAGCUUUGCUAAAGGCCUACAUUGUAGAGUGGCGAAAGUUCUUCACCCAGUGCGACAUCCUGCCCAAACCCUUCUGUCAGUUGGAGAUCACGCUGAUGGGCAAACAGGGCAGCAACAAGAAAACAAACAUGGAGGACAGCAUCGUACGUAAGCUGAUGCUGGACACGUGGAACGAGUCAAUCUUUUCUAACAUUAAGAGUCGCCUGCAGGACAGCGCCAUGAAGCUGGUGCACGCUGAGAGGCAGGGGGAGGCCUUCGACUCCCAGCUUGUUAUAGGCGUGCGAGAGUCGUACGUGAACCUGUGUUCAAACCCAGAGGACAAGCUGCAGAUCUACAGGGAUAACUUCGAGAAGGCAUACCUGGACUCCACAGAGAGGUUUUACAGAACACAAGCACCGUCCUACCUGCAGCAGAACGGCGUCCAGAACUACAUGAAAUAUGCAGACGCAAAGCUGAGAGAAGAGGAGAAGAGAGCACUUCGAUAUCUAGAGACACGUCGUGAAUGUAACUCUGUUCAAGCACUUAUGGAGUGUUGUGUGAACGCUCUGGUGACCUCGUUCAAAGAAACCAUCCUCGCUGAAUGUCCAGGGAUGAUCAAACGCAACGAGACAGACAAGCUGCACCUGAUGUUUUCGCUGAUGGACAAGGUUCCCAGCGGGAUCGAGCCCAUGCUGAAGGACCUGGAAGAACAUAUCAUCAGUGCUGGACUAGCAGACAUGGUGGCUGCUGCCGAGACGAUCACUACUGACUCUGAGAAGUAUGUGGAGCAGCUGCUGACUUUGUUCAACCGCUUCAGUAAACUGGUGAAGGAGGCCUUCCAGGACGACCCACGCUUCCUCACUGCAAGAGAUAAGGCGUACAAGGCUGUCGUCAACGACGCCACAAUCUUCAAACUGGAGCUGCCUAUGAAACAGAAAGGUGUGGGGAUGAAGACUCAGCCCGAGUCAAAGUGUCCCGAGCUGCUGGCGAACUACUGUGACAUGCUGCUGAGGAAGACUCCUCUCAGCAAGAAACUCAACUCAGAGGAGAUCGAACUCAAACUCAAAGAAGUGCUCUUGGUGUUGAAGUACGUCCAGAAUAAAGAUGUGUUCAUGCGUUACCACAAAGCUCACCUGACCAGGCGCCUGAUUCUGGACAUUUCAGCAGACAGUGAGAUUGAAGAGAACAUGGUGGAGUGGCUGAGAGAAGUAGGAAUGCCUGCCGAUUAUGUCAACAAGCUGGCCAGGAUGUUUCAGGACAUCAAGGUCUCAGAGGAUCUCAAUCAGGUCUUCAAAGAGAUGCACAAACACAACAAGCUGGCUCUUCCAGCGGACAGCGUGAACAUCAAGAUCCUGAACGCUGGAGCUUGGUCACGAAGCAGCGAGAAGGUUUUCGUGUCGCUGCCCACGGAGCUCGAGGACCUGAUCCCUGAGGUGGAAGACUUCUACAAGAGGAAUCACAGCGGUCGCAAACUCCACUGGCAUCACCUCAUGUCCAACGGCAUUAUCACCUUUAAAAACGAGGUGGGUCAGUACGACCUGGAGGUGACGACGUUCCAGCUCGCCGUGCUGUUCGCCUGGAACCAGCGGCCCAGAGAGAGGAUCAGCUUUGAGAACCUCAAACUGGCCACAGAGCUGCCUGACGCCGAGCUGCGCCGCACACUCUGGUCUCUGGUUGCCUUCCCCAAGCUGAAGAGACAGGUGUUGUCUUAUGACCCCCCAGUUAGCUCGCCCAAAGACUUCACCGACAGCACGCUCUUCUACGUCAACCAGGAGUUCUCACUCAUCAAAAACUCCAAAGUCCAGAAGCGGGGAAAGAUCAACCUGAUUGGUCGACUGCAGCUCACCACAGAGCGAAUGAGAGAAGAGGAGAAUGAAGGAAUCGUUCAGCUCAGAAUACUCAGAACUCAGGAGGCCAUCAUCCAAAUCAUGAAGAUGAGGAAGAGGAUCAGCAACGCCCAGCUGCAGACGGAGCUGGUGGAGAUCCUGAAGAACAUGUUUCUGCCUCAGAAGAAGAUGAUCAAGGAGCAGAUCGAGUGGCUCAUCGAACACAAGUACAUAAAGAGGGACGAGGCAGACAUCAACACCUUCAUCUACAUGGCAUAGGCAGCGAGGGAGGAGCGCUUUCUCGCUCUGUUUUUUACUCCUGGCCUGCGAGCGGCGCUUGAAAACCUACAAGAGGAGGGACGAGGAGCGAGUGUCUGAGGAAGAGGAGAGGGGUGACGAUAAGUAGGGCGCGUGCUGCAGGACGAGGACGUGUGGAUAUUUUUGUGUUUGUGAGACACCAGUUUGUUAUCGGAGUGUCUUUUCGAGGCGUGGAGUCGGACUGUCUGUGUGUGUGUGUGCUGCCCUCUAGUGUCGAUCAGAGGGGAGGCACUGCAGCCUGCGCCGCCUGCCAGCAGCUCAGAAGAAAAAAAAAAAUAGUGACAUUAUUAAAUGAAAUACUUCCUGCCUUAUUUCAUCAGCAACAGACUGAAGAGGAGGAGGAGGAGGAGGAGGAGGAGCAGUGUAGGGAGGAUGGAACAAGCUGUUAUCAAUCCUUUGCUUUCACUUAAUGCCACAGCAGCCAUCGAAGCGGCAGCCAUUCUGCAUCCCUCCUGUUCUACAUUUGUCUUAUUUUUGAACUGGGAAUGCAAACCGCCGCGAGUGAAAGCUGCCAUGGAGGAGGAGCGGACACGGGUGGAGAGAUUAGUCUAAACUACCGAGGAGUAUUUUGCCAAAUUGUGUGUGAGUGUGUGUGAGUGUAUGAGUGCAUGGUGUGCAUCAGGUGUUUUCGAUGUGUGUAUCGUGUGCGCACUUUGAACAGCAUGCUGCUUUCUGGUUUUCCGUUUCUUUUUGUUCUGUGGAGGAUCUGAGACACUCUGUGGUUGUGUCCAGGCGGGUCGGGACUGUUUAAAUGCUGAUAUCUCGUUUUUCUCUUUAGCCCUGUGGCAGGGAAAGUUUGUCAACAGGUAAACAAGUAUUGUCUGGAGACCCUCGUCUGUGUUGGGAAAUUAUCAAACUGCAAACUGUUUAUUUGGUGUGUAAAGACCCUCCGAACAUUGUGAGAUUAAAUACCAGCUGAAUGCAUGAAAGAGGGACACGUCUAGAGUUGAAGAGACAAAUACGUACACAGACUGGACUGAAGCUCCAGGACUGAACUUCCACUCAGUCAUUCUUAGCACAGUGUCAGUGCAGGAGGAUGCUGUUUCAUUAAGGUUUAAAGUGAAUGAGCUGCUCUCCCCCCCAAAGGAGAACACUGUCUGAGCCAUAGGAGAGUUCAUAUAGCCAUCAUAGUGUGUGUGUGUGUGUUUUUGUUUGUAUUUGUAUGUGUGUGUGUGUGACACAGAGGUCCGUCAUCCUCAAAGUGAACCGUUUGACUCAAAGCAGCCGUUGUUGCAGCGUGUUGGCUGACAGAUCAGCUGUGGCUUCAGUCGUGUCUGUUUCAGUUCCCUCCUUAGUUUUUAUUUUCACUACGAGGUGUUGUGGAGGCCCGCCCGCUGUAAGAGGUGGAGCUGAAAAUCCAGUCCAGCAUUCAGAUGUGAGGCUGCAGGCGUCUGACUGGGCCGCUGCGCUCAGGUGCUCGUCACAGUCGCUGUCCCAGAAUUCCACCUGUGUGUCUGUUAACAGGUGUCACACUGUAUGUUGUGACCUGUCUGAUUCUGUGGCCUGAUUGGGAUUUCAUCUAUAGGCUAACUGCGCUUUGUAAUACACACACACACACGCGGUGGACUGGGACAGGGCACUGACUGACAGCACUCUGGGCUUGUGUGUUUUGCUCAAAGACCCUUUGACUUGUGAACAGGAGGAUUAGCCUUUCAGACGACAGACUGGGUCACAGCCGCCCAGAGUCACGUCUGAUCGCCUCAAACAGUGACCUCACUGAACCUGCACAGGUUGAUCUUUUUAAAGAUGUUUUUGGAAGUCAAUUAGACACGAUGCCUCCAUUGCAUAGUUUGUCCACCAGAGAGCAUAUUUUCAACUGUAAAAUGUCCCGCUCAGUGGAUCUCUUUAAAUCAACAAAAAUAGGAUCCUUUGCAACAUCUGGAUUUUUAGUUUAUUUUCUUUUACAGUGAACUUAAAGAAAAGUGUGAACUGAUGAAAAAUAUACUCUUCAAGGACUCUUCUGGCCUGAAGCUGAAUCUCAGUAUUUAAGUCCCGUUUUCUUAUCUGCUCCCCUUAUUAUUUUUUUAUGCAUUGCAGUUUUAAAUGAACACAUUAUAGCAGUUUGGAGUGAAACUCUGCUUUAAGUUUGGAGUGGCAUGGACAGAUCAGCUUCUUAAAGUCGUACAAUCCUUUCUUCAUUUUGGAUUUAACAAUCAGUCGAUCAGAUCGAUCAAUUCAGACAAAGACUAGAGCGAGGAAUGGCGAGCAGGAAACGGAGACGCUGCUUUCUGUUGCUUCUUGUGUUUCUCUCUGCUUCUGUUUUUCAGAUCCUCGCAUGUGGAAAAUGUCUUUUUCCUUUAGAAGCAGUUGUAGGGAGUCGACAAGGGGCGUUUGUGUGUGAACGGCUUUUAAAACGUUUCUGAAAGUGUUAAAGCAACUGAAACUCUGCAGUCACAUCGACACCUGCUCACUGUUGAUUUUCAUUUUGUGACUACAUUCUUGCUGCUGCUUAGACUUGUAAAAUAUUUUCGGUUUGACGCGUUCGGCCCGUCGGUGGCUGCAGGGUCCGCUGCAGGAACAGUGAGUUAGAAAGGGAAGAAACUGCUGAGUUGCACUGAGAUCAGGAGAGCUCCACAGGCCCAAGUCAAAAACACUGCAUUCAAAUGCUACACAUACGUCCGUUUGUCACUGCUGCGAUUUAACUCGGUGACAUUAAGUUGUGCUGCUGUGAUGUUGGACAUCCUGUUGAGCAGCGAGGAAGACGAGAGACAACAGUGAAUGUGUGGGAUUGAAUUUUUUUAAUAUUUAUUCUGUAUUUAUGAAGAAUGUUACUUGCUUUGUCGGUUGAGAUGUUGUUGUUUCUUUUGUUUUUGGAACGAUGUUGGUGCACAUUCAAAGAGCUGACACAGUAUUUGUUUACUGCAGCUCUCCUCUGUUUGAAAUUUUAGUCGAAUUUAAUUCGCUUCCCGCCUCUGAUGAUUCGAUUCACACCUACAGUUUGUGUGCAAAAUGUUAAAACAGCUUUUUACUUCCUGUGACUGCGAGACCAGGAUGUUUGCUCUUAAUGAACCAAACUCCCCAUGUCGAUCACAUUAUGCAGUUCUAUCCUCUAUGCACAGACCCGGCUCAGCUGGAGUUCUUGCAGCUAGUCUGACGCUCUGUUUUGAAUUGUCUAAACUGGAGUUCAUGGAGUGCAGUGAAAUGAGGCCCGGUGAGUUAGGACUUCUUGGACAUCAGUGGUUGAUGCUUUGUUUAUUUCACAGCUUUAAUGGUUGUUUGGUUUUCCCCAUCAAAUUUAAAGUAAAGCUGAAAAUAAUUUGCAUUUCUACUAUUUUAUCCAUGUGUGUUUACUGAGGCAGUGAGGUCGUCUGGUUUCUGCACAGCGCAGUCCCUCGACACAGUGAGUGAACAAGCUGCUGGGCUGUUCUGUUGGUUGGUGUAUCACCUAAAUGUUAGCAUGCUAACUCUGAGCACUUCUUAAGCAUACAUACAGCCCCAGAGAGCCGUUAGCAUGGCUGUGGACUUGUUUCCAGAUUGACAAGCUUGAAUUUCUCUUGCAGAGGUUUUUCACAGGUUCUCGCUGAGUGAUCGACACCUUUGACUUGUGCCACUAACACAUCACUGUUUUUUUUUUUUUUUUUUUUUAUACUUUGGUCAUCAUAUUGAAUGAUGCAUCAGAGUUUUCUGUUACAGCACACCAAGCUUCACCAUCUGCUUUAUCAACACCGACUGUACAGCUUUCAGACCCGAGCUUUAAACUGAACAGAAACUGUGUUUUAACUUUUUUUUUUUUAUAAGUAUUUACAGCAUACAAACAUGCCACUUCCCUCCAAGGUAACGUUUAUUGAAAUACAAGUACUGGUCUUAUUUUACUGCCCUUUUAUAAGACAUCCUGUAUUUUAAACCAUGAUAUACAAUCGUAGAAUGUGUUCUAUUUUGUCCAAUCAGUCAUCAGUAUUAGCUGGUGAAACUGAAACCUUUCUGUAGCUUUUUCAGUCAUUUGAUCCUGAUCGGAGACAUCUGGUUUACCUUGAGAUGAGUUUUACGGGGCUGAAAGUGGUUUUUAUCCUGUGGAGCGGGCUUUGGUUGCUGUGUUUUUAUCAUUUGAAACCGUGUACCUGCCCAUCAGCCCGGCCUGCGCAGGUGGGCGGACUUACCUGUAGCCUUGCAUAAUGACAAACUUGAAGUAAACACAAUCGGUCACAGCCUAAACCAGCUGAAUGUUUGCCACUACAUCACGUAAAGACAUGGAACUUUGUGUUGUCGGGGUGGGAGCAGAUAGUUCAACUACUUUGAUGUGCUGCGUUGUUUUGCUUGUUUCAAAUAUUUUUUAAAGUUGAAUAAUUUAUUUCCUGGCAAAAUAAAGACAACUGUAAAGAGA
Molecule: messenger RNA, 6727 nt
Organism: Chelmon rostratus (copperband butterflyfish)
Lineage: Eukaryota; Metazoa; Chordata; Actinopteri; Chaetodontiformes; Chaetodontidae
Product: cullin-5-like
Exons: 19
Coding region: 25-2367 (780 amino acids)
Biological process (GO): protein ubiquitination; SCF-dependent proteasomal ubiquitin-dependent protein catabolic process
Cellular component (GO): SCF ubiquitin ligase complex; Cul5-RING ubiquitin ligase complex
Molecular function (GO): ubiquitin protein ligase binding
Source: RefSeq, a predicted model, not a curated record